AUGGGAAAUCGACGCUUCACUCAGGUCGCAACCAGCGACGAGGAGGACGAAGCGCCGCCUCCGCCUCCGAAGCUACAAUCUACGGCCACUGCCUCCGACGAGAACCCGUCGAAGCAGCAGCGCAAGAGGAAGAGGAUGAAGCUCCAGGAAGAAGAGGAGGAAGUGGAGAAAGAGAGCGAUAAGGAGAAAGAAAUAGAGGAAGACAAGAAGAAGAAGAGAAAGAUCAGAGACAAACAGGACGGGAGAUCUAACGAAGAAGAGGAACCGCCGCAGGAAGAUGCCAAGCCCAUCGGCGAACCGGUUAGGGUUUCCGGAAAGGGGAGAGGCCGGAAAAAGCAUUUCGAUUCCUUCGAGUACGACGGGAACCAAUACACGCUGGAAGACCCUAUACUUCUCACACCUGAGGACAAAGACCAAAAGCCAUAUGUGGCUAUUAUUAAGGACAUUACUCAAUCCUUAAAUGGCAGCAUGAUGGUCACAGGGCAGUGGUUCUAUCGACCCGAAGAAGCUGAAAGAAAAGGUGGUGGCAGCUGGCAAUCACGUGACACAAGGGAGCUGUUUUAUAGUUUCCACCGUGAUGAUGUUCCUGCAGAAUCUGUUAUGCAUAAGUGUGUGGUGCAUUUUGUGCCCAUACACAAACAGCUUCCAAAUCGUAAGCAUCAUCCUGGGUUUAUUGUGCAAAAGGUGUAUGACACAGUAGAAAGGAAACUCUGGAAGCUAACUGAUAAGGACUAUGAAGACAAUAAACAGCAAGAAAUUGAUGAGCUUGUUCAGAAAACUCUUCAACGUUUGGGUGAACUACUUGAUAUUGAGCCUGAAGAACCUGUUGCUGAUCAGGAAGAUCUGAUGAAAAAUAAAAGAAUCUUAAGGAAAAAAAGCAUUUCACCUCUUGAUGUUUCAAAGGAGGAGGAAACAACUCGUAAGAGUGACCAAUCUCUGAAACCUGAAACACCAGGGAGUUGUGCAAAUAAUGCUUCAGAACAUUAUCGCAUAUUAGUGGAUUUCAAUGCUCUAACUGGAGAUACCCAUCGUGACAAAUGUUUGGAGAAGUUGCUUCAAAGUGUUCAAUUCAUGUUUAACUCUGAUGACAGCAUAAAGAAGGACGACAAAGGAAAUGACAAUUCUGAUGCAAUCAACAAUGGAAACAAUGACAAAAAUUCAGAAGUAGCAAAUGACUGCAAAGACAAGGUUCAAGAGAUUUCCAAGUCUUUUGUCUGGCCAGAUGUUGCCGUUCCCGCUGUAGUUGCUCUGGAAAAAGCCUCACAUGAUACCUUUUCAUCAGAUUAUCAGAAGUAUAAUCAAAAGCUACGGCAAUUAGUAUUUAAUCUCAAGAACAAUGCAAUCCUAGCACGGCGUCUAUUAAACGGAGAGUUGGAACCUUCUAAAAUAUUGAAUAUGACACCCAAUGAAUUGAAGGAGGGUUUGACUGCUGAGGAAACAAACAAGAAAGAGCCUGAUGAGUCACAACAAAUGCAGAUGACGGGUGCGCGAUGCCGAAGAUGUAGCGAGUGUAAGGUGGGCUUGAGGGAUAUUAUCCACGCAGGACAUGGUGAUCGAUAUCAGCUGGAAUGCAUUUCCUGUGGCCAUUCCUGGUUUGCCUCCCGUGAUGAAGUGUCUGACCUGACUAUAGAUGCGUCAGAUUCAAAAAGAAGUGUAGGUACAGCGCCAUGGGCCACUGCAAAAUUUGAAGAUGUUGAGAAGAAGCUGGUUAGUCCCCGUGAAUCUGAAAAGAAUGACAUACUUAAAAAAACAAGUGAAGCAUAUAUGCCGGUUUUGGAUGCCCAGAAAUCGUUUGGCAAGUCUAGGAAAGAUGAAAACGUCCAAGCCGCUUCAUCAAAACAGGUUGUGACUGGUGACUAG
Messenger RNA from Sphenostylis stenocarpa, 1860 nucleotides. NCBI's taxonomy places the organism in Eukaryota, Viridiplantae, Streptophyta, Magnoliopsida, Fabales, Fabaceae. The record is from the annotation of a GenBank genome assembly.